AUGGACGACAACGCUAUAACAAACUCCGAACCUCCACCAGUUGCGGAAGUCCCGCUUGUAGACGCGUCGACGCAGCAGCAAAUCGCGUCCACGACUGCGGUUGUCCCAGAAGCAAUCCCCUCUGCCACUAAUGCCCCUCUUAAAGCCACGACUGGACCUGCUGCACCUGUAGCCGGGACUGACGCUACAACCGCUGCCGCGAAUAUGGCGGGACCAGAUGCUAAGACUGAUUCUGAAGCUCAAGUUGGCGCUGAUACCAAGUCUGCUGUUCAAGUUGACGCUGUUGGGGGUGACGCUAAGUCCAUCGGUGAUUCUAAGGUUGAUGCUAGUACUGUGGCUGGUCAAGUAGGGCAUGACGUGGCUAGGACCGGAGAGAAGACCGACAUCGAAAAGAAAACUGAUACGGACGCUGAAGCUAAAGCGGGUGUUCUGUCAACGGCCGACACGGCCGACACGGCCGCUGUUGAGGAUAAAGCUGGCGACGACUCUAAGCCCGAUGUUCCCAAGGCCGCUGAUGCGAUUACGACCGUCGAUGCCAGUGAAAAUGCUGGGAAGGGGGGUGACAAUGAGCCGCAGGCUGAGGGCGACGCUGCAGUCGCUGACGAUCCGUGGGCUGUAGACAUCGAACCACCACCCGCUGUAACCGUCGAACUGGCCGCUACAAGGGCCGUGGAUGGCGGGGAGGGCGAGAAGGACGGGGAAGAAGGGGACGUGGAUAUCAUGGAUGUGGAUGGCGGUGCGUCGCUUGCAGGCGCGUCGCUUGCUGGAGGUGGUGCUAUGAUUCAAGGGAAUAAGGUUGCUGCUCCUCCUGCUGGUGCUGAGUUAUUGGGCCGUCUCGUUCGAAAGAGCUUCGGCGGCGUGCCGUACCUUGGGCGCGUCUUCCAUUAUGACCGCGAGGAGAACUGGUACAAGGUUCGAUAUGAGGAUGGUGAUGCGGAGGAUCUGGAGGUAGCUGAGGUGGAGCAGUUGCUUUUAUCGGAAAAUGAAGAGAAGGCUACUAAAGCGGACAUCGAGACCUGGUCUGAGGCCAACAGGGCGACGCUGAUGGAUGAACGCACGGAGGGCUAUUAUGCCAGCGGAAACGGGAGUUACCCGGGAGAUGACGCUGAUUGGUUGGGCGCGGGCGACUGGGGGGGUGGUGGAAUGGGGGGAGGGGAGGGGUGGAUGAUGGGAGCACAUGGGGCGCACGGAGUGGUUGGGAGGGGUAAUGGGGUGGCGGAAGCGGUGGUUCCAGGGCCAGGCGCGAAGGUGGUGGGGAAAAGCGUGCUGAAGGAUUUUGAGGGAGUGCUGACUGAAGGGAAGAUUACUGCAUUUGAUGAAGACACCAAGAAAUACACGGUGGAAUACGAGGGCACGGAGCACUCUCUAUUGGAAGUGCUGGUGUGGAAGGGCGUGGAGAGUAUCUUGGUGAUUGGAGAGGAUAACUACAUGCCAGAGGAUGAGGACAUGGAAGAGGAGGAAGAGGAGGCGAUUGAGGAGGGUAAGGCAGGGGAGAAGGUGGUUCCUCCUGUGGUAGAAGCUCAAGAACCAAGGGCAGUUUUGGGAGGGGCGUUGGGUGUGACUCAAGCAGCAGCGCCUCAGGUGGAAACAGCAGCGCCUCAGGUGGAAACAAACGUGCUUCAAAUGGAAGCAGCAGCGCCUCAGGUGGAAUCAGCAGCAGCUCAGGUGGAAACAGCAACACCCCAGGUGGAAACAACAGCGCCUCAGGUGGAAACAGCAGCUCCCCAGGUGGAAACAACAGCGCCUCAGGUGGAAACAACAGCACCCCAGGUGGAAGCAACAGCACCCCAGGAGGAAUUGACAGUGUCUCAGAUGGAAGUAACAGCAUCACAGAUGGAACUGACAGCGUCUCAAAUAGACAUGGCUUUUGAGGCGACUCGCAUGGAGGGAAUGGUGUCACAAAACCAGCAGAUAACUGACAUGGAGGGGACAGUAUCACAUAAUGAAGCAGCUCAUAUGGAGGUGACAGAGUCACAGAUCGAGGCAGCUAAUAUGGAGGUUACCGAGUCGCAGAUUGAUGUAACCGCGUCGCAGUUUGAGGUAACUGCGUCGCAGAUUGAGGUAGCCAAUGCAGUGAUGGAGGAGAUGGGUAUGGAUGAGGCGACUGUGGUUGUGGCAACUGGAACAACCUCUGAGGCGCCAGUUCAGGCACCUGAUCAGGUGUCUGAUCAGGUGCCGGAUCAGGAGACACGUGGCACGGAGAAUCUGCCAUUGGAUCGUGGCAUGUUCUUCAUGGCGUGCAAUCAUUCGAGCCACUUGGAUUGCGGGGCCACGUUUGUGGGCGCGUGGACGGGCGGUGCGAAGCGGGUGUAUGCUCUGGGAGCUCGGGACUACUUCUUCAGCAACCCCCUGCUGGCAUGGUUCGUCACCACAUGCAUGCACGUCAUCCCCAUCAACCGCCGCAAGUUCUCCCAGCAAGAGCUCGACACCCUACUGCAGGUCAAGGCAACCAGCGGCCCUCACCGCCCCACAGCGGUGCUCAUCUUCCCUGAAGGCACGCGCUCCCUCAGUGGCGCACUGCAGCCCUUCAAGUCAGGCGUGGGGUUGCUAGCAGAGCAGCUGGACGUGCCUGUCGUGCCCGUGUGCGUCCAGGGCACCUUUGAGGCUCUACCAAAGGGCCGCACAAUUCCCCAGCGCAGACGGGUGACUGUGGAGUUUGGCCGGCCUCUGGACGUUCAGGAGUAUCUUCAGGUGGCCCAGGAGGUGGUGCUGCCGCCCGAUGCUGCUGCUGACAUCUCUCCCCCAGCAAGCACUCAGGGCGAUGCCGUUCAUAGCACAUCAGCAGCAGAGGAUGCACAGCAGUCCUUUGAGGCAUUUCAGAACGCUCUGUGCUGUGUGUUUUGCCGCCCACCCGUCUCUCUCCCCUGUGGCCUAUCCCCUGCCAGGGCGAUGCCGUUCAUAGCACAUCAGCAGCAGAGGAUGCACAGCAGUCCUUUGAGGCAUUUCAGAACGCUCUGUGCUGGCGAUGCCGUUCAUAGCACAUCAGCAGCAGAGGAUGCACAGCAGUCCUUUGAGGCAUUUCAGAACGCUCUGUGCUGUGUGUUUUGCCGCCCACCCGUCUCUCUCCCCUGUGGCCUAUCCCCUGCCAGGGCGAUGCCGUUCAUAGCACAUCAGCAGCAGAGGAUGCACAGCAGUCCUUUGAGGCAUUUCAGAACGCUCUGUGCUGGCGAUGCCGUUCAUAGCACAUCAGCAGCAGAGGAUGCACAGCAGUCCUUUGAGGCAUUUCAGAACGCUCUGUGCUGUGUGUUUUGCCGCCCACCCGUCUCUCUCCCCUGUGGCCUAUCCCCUGCCAGGGCGAUGCCGUUCAUAGCACAUCAGCAGCAGAGGAUGCACAGCAGUCCUUUGAGGCAUUUCAGAACGCUCUGUGCUGUGUGUUUUGCCGCCCACCCGUCUCUCUCCCCUGUGGCCUAUCCCCUGCCAGGGCGAUGCCGUUCAUAG
This is a messenger RNA of Closterium sp. Yama58-4, 3438 nucleotides long. NCBI's taxonomy places the organism in Eukaryota, Viridiplantae, Streptophyta, Zygnematophyceae, Desmidiales, Closteriaceae. The record is from the annotation of a GenBank genome assembly.